Messenger RNA from Lutzomyia longipalpis, 989 nucleotides. RefSeq lists its product as uncharacterized. The transcript has 3 exons. Gene Ontology annotation, cellular component: extracellular region. The record is from RefSeq and is a predicted model, not a curated record. Lineage: Eukaryota; Metazoa; Arthropoda; Insecta; Diptera; Psychodidae. Gene Ontology annotation, molecular function: chitin binding. The coding region runs from base 63 to 938 and encodes 291 amino acids.
ACUUCAGUUUGAAAUAAUUGCUUCCUUUGUUACAACACAAAGAAUAAUUUCUUUAUUCAAUCAUGUUCUUCAUAGGUUUUCUGCUUUUGUUUGUUGCAGUAGAUGCAACAAAUGAGGCUACACCGUUAGAAGCGCAACAUGCAUCUCCAAAUCAGCCCCAAAUUAUCUCAAAGGCAAACAUUCCAAUAAAUCCAGCAGUUAUUGAAACAUUCCAAAACUGCUCAGGACGUUGGGAUUCUUACUGCUAUGACUGUCGUACAAUUGUUAUUUGUGCAGGUGAAGAGCAACCAAUUUUCCAAGGUACAUGCCCAUCUUCAGAGCCAUAUUGUGACUAUGUUGGUCAUAGUUCCACUCAAAGGUGUGUGGCCAGUAUGCAGGAUACAUACAUGGAACAAAUGUGCAACAAUCAACCAGACAUGAUAACACAAAGAUGCACCGGUUAUGGAUACUAUCCAGAUGUCAAUGAUGCAAGGAAGUAUUACUACUGUCAAGGCCCAGGAACAUCUUAUCCAGAUGUGUACACAUGUCCUGAAGACACAGUGUUUGAUACAAAACUUCACAACUGCAAACGUAUCAUUCCAUUUCAUUGUAAUGGGAAACAAAAUGAAUUUGUAUUACAUGCAACAAAUCCAGCUUAUUACGCUUAUUGCCGAGUAAACGGAGCUUCUUCGGAGAUUAUUCCCUACAAAUGUCGAGAUGAUCAGAACUUUGCCUACAAUCUUAGGACGAAUGCAUGUGAGUACCAAUGCAAAGAAGAGGGUCAUUUUGUUGAUAGAGAAAGUUGCCAACACUACUACGAAUGCUACAGAACUGGAAAUUCUCUUUCGUAUCGACGUGUAAGAUGUGCCAUGAUGGGCAUGGAAUAUUUUUCAAAAGAACAAGGAAGGUGUGUAGCGGAUAAUGGAUAUUCAUGUUACCCAGAAGUUGGAUAUAUGUAAAGAAUGUCAAGAUUACAUAGGAUGGUUAAAUAAAGUCAAAUGAUUACCCUU